GUGGCGGCGGCGGCGGCUGCUCUGAGCCCUCCCCCUCGGCCCGGCCGCCAUGGAGCCGCGGCGGUGACAGCGCCGUCCCGCAGCGCCCGCCGUGAGCGGGGCCGCCGCGAGCCCGCAGAGAUGGAUGAACAAGAGGCCUUGAAGUCCAUCAUGAAGGACCUGGUGGCGCUGCAGAUGGGCAGGCGUCACCGCCUGCCUGGCUAUGACACCAUGAAGAGUAAAGACACUGCUCACUCCAACAAACAGAAGAAACACAAUGCCAGCAGUUCCCCCCUCUUGGGCAGCCCAGCAAUAAUGAACCAGUGUGCCUCUGCAGUGGAAGAAAAAAAAAUACCGAAUGACGUCAGGAUAAAGUUUGAACAUAACGGGGAGAGACGGAUUAUCCCGUUCGUCCGUCCCGUGCGCUACGAAGACGUGCAGCAGAAAGUGAAAACAGCUUUUGGGCAGCCCCUGGACCUCCACUACAUGAACAACGAGCUCUCCAUUCCUUUGAAAAACCAAGAUGACCUGGAUAAAGCUGUAGAUCUCUUAGACAGGAGCUCGAAUGUGAAAAGCCUGAGGAUACUGUUGCUGUCCCAGGACAGAAACCAUACCAGUUCUUCACCCCAUUCUGGACUGCCCAAGCAAGUCAGGAUUAAAACUUCCCAAUCUGUGGGGGAUGUGAGCACACCCUAUCAGCAGCCAGAACCCAGAAGCAGGCAUCUGUCUGUCAGCUCCCAGAACACGGGCCGGAGCUCGCCCCCGCCCGGGUACGUCCCCGAGCGGCAGCAGCGCAUCGCCCGCCAGGGCUCCUACACCAGCAUCCACAGCGAGGGCGAGUUCAUCCCCGAGACCAGCGAGCAGUGCAUGCUGGACCCUCUAAGCAGUGCUGAAAACUCGGUGUCAGGAAGCUGCCAGUCCUUGGACAGUCCUUCUUUUCGGAAGUCACGGAUGUCAAGGGCACAGAGCUUUCCUGAUAACAGACAGGAGUUCUCAGACCGUGAGAAUCAGAUCUACGACAAAGCGGGCAAGGGUGGGACCUACCCCCGGCGCUACAACAUCUCCAUGCAGCACAAGGACUACAACGAGGGCCGGAGGACUUUUCCCAGGAUACGACGCCACCAAGGGAAUCUCUUCACCUUGGUGCCUUCCAGUCGCUCCUUGAGCACCAACGGGGAGAACCUGGGCCUGGCCCUGCAGUACCUGGACCCCCGGGGCCGCCUCCGGAGCGCCGACAGCGAGAACGCGCUGGGAGUGCAGGAGAGGAACAUCGCCACCAAAUCUCCAAGUGCUCCCAUAAACUGGCGCCGAGGAAAACUCCUGGGCCAGGGCGCCUUUGGGCGCGUGUAUUUGUGCUACGACGUGGACACGGGCAGAGAGCUCGCAGCUAAACAGGUCCAGUUUGAUCCAGAGAGCCCUGAAACAAGCAAGGAAGUGAGUGCCCUGGAGUGUGAAAUUCAGCUGCUGAAGAAUCUCCAGCACGACCGUAUUGUGCAGUAUUACGGCUGCUUAAGGGACCGAGCAGAGAAGACCUUGACCAUCUUCAUGGAGUACAUGCCAGGGGGGUCAGUGAAAGACCAGCUGAAGGCCUACGGGGCCCUCACGGAAAACGUCACGCGGAAAUACACGCGGCAGAUCCUCGAGGGCGUCUCCUACCUUCACAGCAACAUGAUCGUGCACAGGGACAUCAAGGGCGCCAAUAUUCUCCGUGACUCCGCUGGGAACGUGAAGCUUGGGGACUUUGGGGCCAGCAAACGGCUGCAGACGAUCUGCAUGUCGGGGACGGGCAUCCGCUCCGUCACGGGCACCCCGUACUGGAUGAGCCCCGAGGUGAUCAGCGGCGAGGGCUACGGCAGGAAGGCGGACGUGUGGAGCCUCGGCUGCACCGUGGUGGAAAUGCUGACAGAGAAACCUCCCUGGGCAGAGUACGAAGCCAUGGCAGCGAUCUUCAAAAUCGCCACCCAGCCCACCAACCCCCAGCUCCCCUCCCACAUAUCAGAACAUUGCCGGGACUUCCUAAAGCAGAUCUUUGUGGAAGCCAGGCACAGACCCUCUGCUGAAGAGCUGCUCAGACACCAGUUUGCACAGCUCCAGUACUGAAUUACCUCCCUUGCUCGCAGCUCCUGCCGGGCUUCCCGUGCCCCGUCUCGUCUGGUUGCAACUGCCCGUUGUGGUGCUGCGUCUUCAGAAUGCCAACUCGGCUAGGCCCAGUCCUUUGGGGAGCUCUGCCGAGGAACUUGGGGUCUGCUCUCGUGCCUGAUUCCUUCCUUCGCUGGACUAACGUUCAUCCUGCCGCCGGCUGUCGAGCAGAGCUGCGGUUUCUGCCCCGUGCGCGCGGCGUUGCAGCCGGCUGCGUGUUUCCUGCGGGAACGGGAGCCUGACCUGUGUCCUCGCUGACCGAGCACAGGAGAGAUCUGAACCCAAGUGGAGAGCUGGAAGAGCAAAACAGACAUGCACGGGCCUCCAGACCAGCUCUGCGUGUGGGGGUCCCUGGUUUUCCUCUGCUGGGGCUCAGAGGCGUCUCCAGUACCUGAAUCCAGCAAAAGCCAUGUGUCGUGGAGCGGCUGCUCGCUGUAGGGUGGUUUAUUUUUUUUUUCUUCUCGAGUAUUCAGCAUCCGAAGGUGUUGAGAAAAUAAUUGAUUCAAAAGUAUGCGAAUAGCGUUAUUUUAUAAAGGAACCCGUGGAUUUGGGGCUGGGGGUGAGGGAGGUCUUUCCAGCUAAUUGUCAGGGUAAGGAGAGAAGUUUCAGCAGGAUGCAAUCGCUGCAGGGCCUGAGGGAGGGGCUCUCCCACUGGCGUUGGAAAAUCCGGAGCUGAUUUCCAAAGUUUGAGCUGUCCCGGCGUUAGGACGGCGUCAGUUUGUGUCGUACCAAACAAAUCUGUGCUCCUGCUUCCUCUCUCUGGGGCUGCUGGCUCCGAGCAAAACCCCUCUGGAAGGGAAUUCGGUGGAAUUCAGCUUCCUCCUGCAUCUGUCUCUUUGGCUGGUAACUUUUUACCAUCCUUUUAACCAAAGAUAGUCCAUCUGGUGCCCAGGAAUUUACUUCAGAGUUUCUCUGAGCACGUGGCCUGAUGGAAAAUUGAGGGUUUCUUGGGGAGAAUUACCUGGACACUCGCUCUUCCAGGAGCUGGAAUCGAGCUCAACCUUUGCUGUGCGUUGUCUGAGUUACAGGUGUGCAGGUGAUCAUUUAAGAGCUCCAUCAAGAGGUUACAGCCCAACUUAAAUAAGCUUUUGUAGGAGUUAAGUCAAGCAGGGAACCCGAGAAAACGUUUUAAAUGGCAGCAAAUAUCUAAAAUUGCCUGGAGAUUCCCAUGGAAAACAUAUCCAAGUGAUUGUGGACUUGGAAGAUGUCACAAGUCAGAGGAGUCAGGCCUCAAAUCCUCUGUGCUGAUUUGGGCACUAAUAAUCUUUAUUUCACUCAUGAAAGACCAGCAGUUUUUAAAUGCUGGGGCUUCGUGGAGUGAUUACGUUAUCUCUGAGAAGUGAAACGAAGAAAAGCAAACGUUAAUUAACUAAAAUAGUGCUUUAUAGGGCAACACUGAAGGGGUUCUGCUCUUGUAUUGGAAACCAUAUUAAGGUUCCUCACACCUCCACUCUUCUCCCCCAUAAAGAAUUGAAAGUUGCUUCAUAAUGCAGUAAAAUUAAGUUUUUAAGUGAAUAGCAGGAUGAGGCAAGUUUUAAUGAAGCCAAACUCCUUCAACACAUGAAAAACACUGUGUUGAAUUAAAAGAGGAAAAAAAGAACCCUAAAAGCCCCAACCCACCAAAAGUCCUGAAAAGCUUUAACAACACGAAAUGUUUUUUUUUUUCUGUGCCAAACCCAGAGCAAAGUGUAACCUAUAGAAGCUGGUGUUGGUUUCCUUUCCAGGCUCCCUGCACUACUCCAAGGAUGCACUGUCCCGCUGGUGGGCACUUAGGGCAUCCCUUUUACAAAAACCCUUCUUCCAUAAUUUAUUUCAUUACAGUGAGAGCACUUCAGCUGAUCUUUUCCCAGCCAGGAAUUGUCCAGACCCUUGACCUGACUUCUGCCCGCACUUCACUCUUGGCACGAGGGGAAGGGAGGGUGUGACGCUCCUGCUCUGAGUGAGGGGAGCUUUUCACCCCUUCUUUGCUGGGAAUUUGGGAUCAUCCCUGCAGUCUGGAUGACAAAAGCAGCGGGCUCAGCACCGGGCUCAGCUCUUCAAGCCUUGCAACCUGAAUAUACCAAAGAUUGGAGUCUUCAGGCGCCGCCCAUCACCUGCAGGGAUCAGCAGCACGGUGACAUCUGUGUGAGGGUUCCGCUCCAUCCCUGCCUCGUCCUCACCAAAUCCAGACCUUCUCCCCUGGCUUUGUUUUGUUUUUCUCUUGCCCUCCCCACACCCUGUGAUCCGGGAGAGAAACAGGGGCGCGAGGAGCCGGCGGAACUUGAGUCAGAGCAGCUCAAUCCUCAGGACCCGUUGUUGUGGCUUCUUUUUGUUUUGUUUUGUUUUUUUACCUCACCCUCAUCACGGGAGGCUCUUCCAGAGCGGAGCAGGAGCAUCCAGGACUGCUGGGCUCCGUGCUGGAUGUGCCCCUCUCUGCAGAGCCCUGCAUCCCAGCUGUCCUGGCAGUCAGCAGUUGUACAGCGACAGAGAACACGGGGCCAGCUCGGGCUGGCGCGUUCGGCACAGGAACAAGCCAAAGCAUUACCUGUAUGUUCGGAGAUGCACUUUUCUGAAUGUAGUUUAUAUCGCUCUUUUUUAGCUCUUUUUACAUCAUGUUAAACGGUGAUGCCUCAUAAUUUUUUUUUUUUUUUUUUUUAAUUUAUAUCGUAAAAAGAUCAUAUUUGGUGAUUUUUAUAUAUAUCGACUGUUACGGGGUUGGGGUGGGUGGCGGGAGGGAGGUGGGGAAAUGAAUUUGACGCCUUUAUGGAUUUAAAAAAGGAAAAAAAAGCAGCUGGUUUUGCAGAGAAUUUGCUGAUGGUUUAUAAUGAGUAGAGCCAAGCCAAAAUGCCUCUUUGUUUCCUCACGGCCCUGUUGAUUAUGGAAAAGGAAGAUCUGGAUUCCUGAGUCCGCUGCUCCAAUGAAUAACUUGGGGCUGACAUUGAUACCGCAGGCUUUUAACAGCCCUGGCACUAAAAAGAGUUUCGAGUGGACAGAAAUGUAAUUAUACCUCAGAAUUGAAUUAUAUCUGGCCUCUUAAUCCUGGCAGACUGGGAAAAAAAAAACCCUGGGAAUAAAACUCAUUUAGGGGAGAGCGGAGGAGGAGUGCCAGACUGACAAUAAGCUAUUGUGUCAAUUCCGAAUGUCCUGGUGGAUUUCCUGCUGUUCCUUCCAGGGAGGGGUAUAUUGGGAAUAUUGGGUAUUGGGAUCCCUGGUGGAAGGUGCUGCAGAAAUGGAGAAUGUUCUCUUAAAGAAUUUCUUAGCAGAGUCCCAGUAUCCUGAAAUGGUUAAAAAUUAAUCAGAAAAAUGUCCGAGAUUCCCGCUGGAGAGGAAUUUGGGGGAAUUUGGCUGUCCCUGAGGUAGUUAGGAAACAAAGUAGUGACAUUUUGAUCUUGGUGUGACGAUUCUGUGCAUUCCAGGUUAUUUGCUUGUUCUCCAGAAAAUCCCAUCUUUGCCCAUUCUAGUGGCAGUUCGUUUGCAUCAGUUUGGAUGGGUUUUUUUGGGUUGGGUUUAUUUUUUGCCUCAUUUGGAAUAAUAUUCCAAAGGACUUGAAGCUGCUCCAAAGAGUUCCCAUUGGCACCAGUUACCGACACAGAUUGACCAGGAGGGAAAAGGUGUGCCAGGAGCGGUUCAAGAAGGGAGAAAAGGAUUUUUUUGUCACCAUAAAUGAUGCAAAGCAGGGAGAAAGGGCUUUAACCUGGAUUGUGCAGGAGACCUUGACCCAGUAGUCUCUAUUUACCGACCGGGGGCUUGCAGUGCAAAGCCAGGCCAAUGUAUCAUUUUAUUUACAAUAAAAUUAUCAUUUAUAUG
Messenger RNA from Hirundo rustica (Barn swallow), 5904 nucleotides. RefSeq names its product mitogen-activated protein kinase kinase kinase 3 (gene MAP3K3). Gene Ontology annotation, molecular function: ATP binding; protein kinase activity; protein binding. Gene Ontology annotation, biological process: protein phosphorylation. The transcript is spliced from 17 exons. The record is from RefSeq and is a predicted model, not a curated record. Bases 121 to 2079 code for a protein of 652 amino acids. NCBI's taxonomy places the organism in Eukaryota, Metazoa, Chordata, Aves, Passeriformes, Hirundinidae.